Messenger RNA from Juglans microcarpa x Juglans regia, 1542 nucleotides. Its product is annotated as transcription factor MYB120. The record is from RefSeq and is a predicted model, not a curated record. Bases 1 to 1239 code for a protein of 412 amino acids. The transcript has 3 exons. NCBI's taxonomy places the organism in Eukaryota, Viridiplantae, Streptophyta, Magnoliopsida, Fagales, Juglandaceae.
AUGAUAGCCAGCGGCGGCGGCGGUAAAAACAACGACAAUGUCAACAACACCGGCGGUCAGAGCGAUGGAGGUGGUUCCACGGGAUCGAGUGCCGGGGCAGGUGGGGCCGAGGGUAGUGGAGGUGGAGGAGGGAUCGCCCUGAAAAAGGGCCCGUGGACGGCGGUGGAGGACGCGAUUCUCACAGAAUACGUGAGGAAGUACGGGGAAGGGAACUGGAACGCUGUGCAGAGGAACUCCGGGCUCGCCCGCUGCGGCAAGAGCUGUAGGCUCCGAUGGGCUAACCACCUCAGGCCCAAUCUCAAGAAAGGUGCCUUCUCCCCCGAAGAGGAGCGACUCAUUCUUCAGCUCCACGCUAAGUAUGGCAACAAAUGGGCUCGUAUGGCCUCUCAGUUACCUGGACGAACAGACAACGAAAUCAAGAACUACUGGAACACCAGGGUGAAGCGGCGCCUGCGGCAAGGCCUCCCGCUCUAUCCACACGACAUUCAACCAUCCUCCAACUCCCAAUCCCAAUCCCAACCAAACACUCCGACCAUCCACACUCCUUCAGCUCCAACCACACCUACCACCCCAACCAACUCAACCUUCCAUUUCCACUCCCACCACCACCCUUCUUUCACUCUCUCCCCGACCCCACCGCCCCACUCUCCCCUCUCCCCUUCUCACCAAUCCCUCUCCCCACAACCCUUCAACGCCAGCACCAUCACCCCCUCCUCCUUCACCUUCCAACGGCCCCCUCCGAUCCUAGGCACUCCCAUUCGCUUCAAGCGCUACCGUGACUCAACCGGUUUCUCGCUACCCAUGGCGUCAACGACACAAAGUAAUACCAGUCCUCUGGGCCAGCAUGCAUUGACCCAGUUGCCUGAUAUUACUUCCUUUCAGUUCCCAAUGACUUUUAGCGACAGUUCGCCUCAGCUUCUGAGGACCAGCCAGUCAGAACUGCACCAACUGGUGUCGCCGGGCUCUGCUUAUUCUCUUAAGCAGGAACUCCCUUCAAUCCAAUUAUCAUCGCAUUCUCCUCAGGCCGGGAUGUCGGAGUUUACCAUUGACGCAAAGUUUAAUGCGGCUGCCAGUCAGGGCAGCGGUAAUGGGUUGUUGGAGGACAUGUUGGAGGAGGCUCAGGCAUUGGCAGCGUCCAGCCACGGUUUGAUGACACAAAGUUUUUUGGAAGAAAAGCGUGUGUUUGAGGGUUCAAGCAUUGGGAGGGUUCCAAUUCAAUUUCUUCCUCUCCGGGAGUGAAACCACAGGCAGAAUCAGGAGUUCUGUUAAACUCCAUGCAGGAAGACUUGUCGAAAUUGUUCAAUGUUAUGCCUUCCAACAUUCAAGUCCCGGAUUGGUACAGUGAUAGUGGAGAAAUCUCCAAUGGCCAAUCUUCAGGUGUAACAGACGAUAAUAUCGGGAUCGACAUGCAACAUAUAGCUUCGAUUUUUCCUGUUGCUGCUUCAACAGACCACAGUAGAACCCCUGGCUCCUGCACUUGGGACAACUUGCCUGGAAUUUGCUAGGGAUGAUGGUUCAACUGAAUUAAUGGUGGUAAUAAUA